AUGGAGAACCAGACAGACAUCCUGCUCCUGGAGGGGUUAAAGGUCAGUCCUCAGUCCUCCAUCCCUGCCUUCAUCCUCCUCCUCCUCAUCUACAUCUUCAUCAUGGUGUCCAACAUCGGCCUGGUGGUCCUGAUCACCAUGGAGAGGAGCCUCCACCAGCCCAUGUACCUGCUCUUCUGUAACAUGAGUAUUAAUGAUGCGUUCGGGGCCACGUCCAUCAUCCCCCGCCUGCUGGGUGAUGUUUUUAUUCUGAGCGCUGAGCGCUACAUCAGCUACAUGGACUGUGUGGUUCAGGCCUUCUGCGCUCACUUUCACGCCAGCGCCACUCACACGGUGCUCAUGAUCAUGGCCUUCGACCGGUAUGUGGCCAUCUGUGACCCCCUGCGUUACGCCACCAUCAUGACCAACAGGAUGGUGAUGAACCUCUCAGUUGCAGCCUGGACGGUUGCUUUAGUCAUGGUGGUGAUCCUGCUGGGCCUCAGCGUCCGUCUGUCGCGCUGCAGGUCAAUUAUAUUCAACCCGUUCUGUGAUAACGCCUCCCUGUUCAAACUGUCCUGUGAGAGCGUCCUCAUCAACAACAUCUAUGGCCUCACCUACACCGUGGUCCUGCUGGGCUCCUCCAUCUGCAGCAUCACCCUCACCUACCUGAGGAUCGCCAUGACGUGUCUGAGCAGUAAAAACAAGGUGCUGAACAGCCGGGCGCUGCAGACCUGUGCCACUCACCUGGCCGUGUACCUCAUCCUGCUGGUGUCGGGCUCCAUCAUCAUCAUCCUCCAUCGUUUCCCUCACUUGUCAGAUGAGAGGAAACUGGCAUCCAUCAUGUUCCACGUGGUUCCUCCUGCAAUGAACGCUGUUAUCUAUGGACUGCAGAUCAAAGCAAUCAGACAGAAGAUUUUCAUCAUGUUCACCAGGAAUACUCUGACUGAAGAGGAUCAACAGAGCAUGGAGAACCAGACUGUCAACAUGGACAUCCUGCUCCUGGAGGGGUUAAAGGUCAGUCCUCAAUCCUCCAUCCUCCUCCUCAUCUACGUCUUCAUCAUGGUGUCCAACAUCGGCCUGGUGGUCCUGAUCACCAUGGAGAGGAGCCUCCACCAGCCCAUGUACCUGCUCUUCUGUAACAUGAGUAUUAAUGAUGCGUUCGGGGCCACGUCCAUCAUCCCCCGCCUGCUGGGUGAUGUUUUUACUCCGCUGACUCAGAGGUACAUUCAUUAUUAUGAGUGUAUCAUUCAGGCCUUCUGCGCUCACUUCCAUGCAGGAACCUCUCACACGGUGCUCAUGAUCAUGGCCUUUGACCGGUACGUGGCCAUCUGUGACCCCCUGAGAUACGCCACCAUCAUGACCAACAGGAUGGUGGUGAACCUCUCGGUUGCAGCCUGGACGGUUGCCUUCUGUUUGAUUGUGGUCCUGCUGAGCCUCAAUGUUCGCCUGUCGCGCUGCAGACGCAUCAUAAACAACCCGUUCUGUGACAACGCCUCUUUGUUCAAGCUCUCCUGCGAAAACAUCCUCAUCAACCACAUCUACGGCCUCGGCACAGCCAUGGCCGUGAUGGCCUGCUCCCUCUGCAGCGUGACGCUCACCUACCUGAGGAUCGUCAUGGUCUGUCUGAGCAGCAGGAACAAGGCUCUGAACAGCAAAGCUCUGCAGACCUGCGCCACUCACCUGGCCGUGUACCUCAUCCUGCUGCUGUCAGGUAACAUCAUCAUCAUCCUCCAUCGCUUCCCUCAGCUGUCAGACCACAGGAAGCUGGCAUCCAUCCUGUUCCACGUGGUCCCCCCUUCUUUCAACGCUGUUAUCUAUGGACUGCAGAUCAAAGCAGUCAGAGACAAAAUCAUCAUCAUAUUUACAAAGGAAAAAUGACACAACUGCAGCUCCACGUUCAUUAGACUCUGAUCAGAGGUGAAGGAAUUUU
Messenger RNA from Lates calcarifer (barramundi perch), 1909 nucleotides. RefSeq lists its product as uncharacterized. Gene Ontology annotation, cellular component: membrane. Gene Ontology annotation, molecular function: olfactory receptor activity. The record is from RefSeq and is a predicted model, not a curated record. Lineage: Eukaryota; Metazoa; Chordata; Actinopteri; Centropomidae. Gene Ontology annotation, biological process: G protein-coupled receptor signaling pathway.